This is a messenger RNA of Leptopilina heterotoma, 1880 nucleotides long. RefSeq lists its product as uncharacterized. Bases 133 to 1530 code for a protein of 465 amino acids. Gene Ontology annotation, cellular component: extrinsic component of mitochondrial inner membrane. Lineage: Eukaryota; Metazoa; Arthropoda; Insecta; Hymenoptera; Figitidae. The record is from RefSeq and is a predicted model, not a curated record. The transcript is spliced from 2 exons.
CAUAACCUCAAAACUUUUCAUAAACAAUGUCACAUGGAUUUGAGACGAAUGUAAAUAAUUAUUAAAAAAAGUAUAAAAUAAACAGAAGUAAUUUUAAGCCCUAAAAAUGAAAAAAUAAAAAAUUGGACAACAAUGGAGGAAAUAAAAUAUAUAAAAGAAUUGUUAAAAAUUCACUUAAAGGACAAUGAGUUAAGGACUGAAGGUACCAAGGAGAAUGAUGCUUUUUUUAUAAACACUUGUCACAUUUGUCAUUAUUUGGAUAAAUCGGAAAAAACUUUAAAAAGAUGUAGUAGUUGUAAUAUGAUUUCCUAUUGUGACACUGAACAUCAAGCAAAACAUUGGCCAAUUCACAAGAAAUUAUGUAAAAUAAUUAAACAAAUUAUUUCAACGAAUGGCAGUUAUAGUAUUUUCGGUAAUACAAAAGGAUUAGACAAAAAAAAUUGGGUAAAAUUGAAAAUGAACACAAUGCUAAUCGUUUCAUUGAAACUUGGACGAAAAUUUACAUCUAGUGAAAGGAGCAUGUUUUUAUUUCCAAGAAUUUGCUGUAUUUGUCAUGAGAGUAAUCCUCAAGUACUGACAAAUUGUUUCGACUGUGGAAAUUCAUGCUUUUGCGACGAACACAUUUUGGACGCGGGGCAUAAAAUAAUUUGCCCAUCGUUUAAACUCUCUUACAAGUUAAGCCUUCUAAAAAACAUUACCAGCAAUAUGAGCAUCUCAGAAAUUGUUUGCAUUCUCCUCGAUAGAAAUCCAAUAAAUUGCAUUCCAUUCGCAGACAAAAAUGUCGAAUUCACCACAAUGAGCCAAUUUAUCAAAUGCUUUUUCCAUCAAGUCAUUGACGAACGUCGUCAAAAUAAUGUCGCUGUUAGUUCCGAUUUUUGGCAAGUUUUCAUUGCUGAAUAUUUCACGAGACCAUUGACACUAUUGUCGGCUAUUAAAUUAAUCAAUUACGAAUUAGAGACUGAAUUAAUUGUACAUAUUAUCGGAUCAGAUUUCGUCGAAGUUGAUGGAAUUUACGCAUGGGAAAUUCUUUUCCACUUGAUGCCAAAAAUUGAAAAAUUGACAAUUGUUUUCAUUGGUCCAGAACUUGUUAUUAAUGAAAUAAUGACAAAUUUUCUUUGUGAGAAAUGUAAAGAAUGUGGAAAAUUGAUUAAUAUUGUCAUUGAUAAUCGUUUUUAUCAUGAAUUUACAAAUGAAGUAUUUAAAAGACCAAAUUUAAUUGUUGGCUACAAUUUGGGAAUAAGUGAAAACGAAAAUCCAGGAACGUUUAAUGAUACGUGGCAGUUGACGAUUUUGAAAAUAGCGGAAAUAAAUGUGCCAUUUGUAAUGACUUGUUAUACUGAGGGAGAAGCUCUUAAAGAUCACAAGAGAAUAUGUAACUUUUUGAAUAACGUAAAUACGAAUUUUUUUUCUUUACUUCAACCAAAUAGAUUUGCGAGUUUGACGCCUCUUAGGGACUUUGAAAGCGAAGGGGUGUUUUAUCAAAAUGAUCAUUUAAUUGUUUAUAACAAUUGUCAAACGAGCAAGAAUUGAUUUUUUCAAUUUUAAAAAAUUCAAUUUAAAAUUAAAAAACAGUAUCUAUACUUAGUGAAAAAUAAAUUUUAAAUAUAUUUUUUAUAGUAACUGUUUUUUGAUUUAAGUAAACAGUUUCUAAUCAAAAUGUACAACAACUCAAAGUUAAUUGUUUCCUUUUCCAAAAGAAACAUUUAUUAAAAUUGCGAUCGACCGAUUUAUUUUAAUUUUAAUCAAAAGCAAAUUCUCAUUAGAUCGAUAUUUAAAAUUAGUGAAAUUUCAACGUAUAUUAUAAGAUUGUUUAAUUUAAAUUAUUUUUGUAAUAAAUAAACUGUGUUUUUCAAUAAUAAUAAAUAUAUUUUUCCAAUAAA